Messenger RNA from Falco peregrinus (peregrine falcon), 1527 nucleotides. It is a transcript of the gene AGRP, whose product is annotated as agouti related neuropeptide. Bases 461 to 922 code for a protein of 153 amino acids. NCBI's taxonomy places the organism in Eukaryota, Metazoa, Chordata, Aves, Falconiformes, Falconidae. Gene Ontology annotation, biological process: hormone-mediated signaling pathway; positive regulation of feeding behavior; adult feeding behavior. The transcript is spliced from 4 exons. The record is from RefSeq and is a predicted model, not a curated record. Gene Ontology annotation, molecular function: type 1 melanocortin receptor binding; neuropeptide hormone activity. Gene Ontology annotation, cellular component: extracellular region.
GGCAAGGAGCCUGUAGCCCUGGUAUUUGUCUAGCUGGGAACUAGGAGGUGUUCCCAGCCUGCAGGCUCAGUGGCUCUGCUCAGACACAGCUGGAAAGAGAAGUGGCCUGGAAGGGUGGUAGGGACCGCCACACAGAAACUGGGGAGUUUGGGGCCUGUGGGGAUCUGUUCCUCCCCGCAGUUGUGCAGGGUGCAGAGCAGGAGCCCUCCCUCCUGCGCAUCGCCCUGCCAGCUGCCUCUCCUUUCAGACAAAGCCUGGUUCCCAGAGAAGCCCACCUACCUGGUAGUUAGCAGAGUCAUGUGGCCACAGCACUUAAUUAAUUAAAAGCCAAUAUAAGUUCCAGUAAGCAUGUGGGGAGGAGGAUACUGAGGCAGAAAGCAGGAGCAGCGCUCCCAGCGAGCUCGGUGGAGCAGCGAGCGGCAAGCCCCCUCUCUGCUUGGAGAGGUUGUCCCCCAGGACCAUGCUGAACGUGCUGCUGGUGUGCUGUGGGCUGCUGCAGGGGAUCCAGGCCAUCCUCACUGCCGACCUCAGCUGUGGCCACCUGCAGAAGGUGAGCUGUGGGCUGGAAGGGGCAGACAGAGCCCGGUACUCCAGCCUGCUGCGGAAAGUCAAGGAGGUGUCUGCAGAGCCGGCAGGAACUCUCCCCAGGCUGGGGUUUGAGCAGAUGGCCCUGGAGGUCCAAGAAGCCAACGGUGACCUCAUGCAGAGAGGUGGUGUGCUGGAACCGCAGGCAUCAUCCACAGAACCGCAAGCUGCAGGUCGCGAAGAGCGCUCACCUCGCCGCUGUGUCCGCCUGCUGGAGUCCUGCCUUGGGCAUCAGGUCCCCUGCUGCGACCCCUGUGCCACCUGCUACUGCCGCUUCUUCAAUGCCUUUUGCUACUGCAGGAAAAUCAGCACCAGCUUCCCCUGUGGCAAGAACUAGUGCCUGUGCCGUGGGGCUGCCUGCUCCUUGCCCACGCAUGCUGCCUCCUCCUCUGCAGCUCUAAUAAACCAGCCAUUAGCAAAAGCUGUUGUUGAGUGGGAAUGAUUCCAUGUGUCUGCUUGGGAUCUUGGGGAAGAGGGGUAGCGGCAAGGUCAGGGCUCCUGCAUCCAGGUGGGCACCAUGUCCAAACAGCCAAGGGUGACCCCCAUAUCAAACCAAAUGAGCUUUUUUCCCCCCCGAGCAGCUUCUGCAGGGCCCCUCCUGGCUAGGUGAGCGGUCUCAAGGCUGGAAGGUGCUCCAGGAUGUGACGUUUCACUUGCGCUGGAGGCUUUACUUGUGUUCUUUUGCCAGUAUCGAUCAUAGUGGCCCCAGGGUGCUUUACACCUGCAAGCCAUCAGCCCCAAGGAGUCAGUGACCAAGUACCUGCAGCGUGGAUGCAACCAGCACAGACCACCACCACCGCCUCCACCACAGCUGCACUAAGAGGAUAAAAUGUGUCCGUGGAGACUGUGAAAAGCCCUACAAACCCCACACAAAGGCUUUCAGGCGUGCUGGAGGCCAGCCUCAGGCCUGCUGCUGGGGGAAGGUGUGGUUGUGGGGAUGGA